AUGAGGAAGUUCUGGGACAGCUUUUGUGACUUCGACUCCAAGCAGAAAGAUGGCGCGAAGGCGAAAGCCGCCGGCAAUCCUUUCCAGGCAGAAGAAUCUGGUGAGUGGACGGAGCUCGUUGAGAAGUUCUCAACUCGUCGCUUCGAGAUGAUGAGUUCUGUCACAAGAGAGCACAUCGAGAGUGUCGGGAAGACGUAUCGGACAUGUGGCUGCUGUGGGAUGACCGGGAGUGGGCUUCUGGCUUGUGGUGGGUCUCGGAAGGUCAUGUACUGCAACAAGAUGUGUCAGAAGGCGGCGUGGAAAGAGCAUAAGAAAGCAAUCGAACUCAGAAGCCUCGCUGUGAGAGCGAGCGAAGCCAACUUGGCUCAGCUACCACCCGAAAUAUUCGAAUUGAUAGCCAAGAAGAUCGACCGCGUCGACUUACUCUCACUUCGUCAGACCUCGCGAGAGUGCGCAGACAAGGUUUUCAGGACGUACUGCUCAACACUCUUCCCUCGCAUCCAAGUCUCUAUGUCCCACGAAGGAAAGAAUAGUCUAGAUCGAGCCAUCAACAUCGCGCAGCAUCCAGUGUUUGGUGCGCUGAUCAGGGAAUUUACGAUUGCCAUCGAUGAUUGCAUGACCUGCUUCAAGUCGGAGACGAGUCGUCGCGGUGAGGAUGGUCGGGUGCUGCAAAAGCGUUUCAUCAUUCGCCAGAAGCUUGCACAGCUCUUCAAUUCACUUCGUGCCACUGGGAACAACUUUGACGUCCAGAUCCUCGCUCGUCAGGGAUGCAAAUGCAGCGGUCAACAUCACCAGCAACACUGCAGCGACAUGGCGCCAACCACAAGACGCAAUUUGAUCGACAUUUUGGAGCAGAUGAGACGGAGUGAUUUGCCAGUACCAAAUCUGGAGAUUGGAAAUUCGAGAUGGACGUUCACGACACAGAAACUUCGCGAUUACGAGAUUCAAGUGUAUGGAAACGCUUUCCGGAACCUCAAGUCGCUCAAACUGUUCAUCUCGGAGCUCGUCGCAGACACGCAUAACCAAGAUGCUGGCUCGGGGCUACUCAUGCCUGUCAUCGCCGCAGCACCCGACCUUGAGGUGCUUCACGUCAUCCAUGCCCUUCCCGGCUGUGGUGGAUGCAGACUGCGAGGUCUCAACCUCCAUCGGAUAGCGAGCGCCAUCUUCGCAGCUAAAUUUCGCAGCCUGAAGAAGCUCCACCUUGAAAGCCUUGGGAUACGUGGCCGACCAUUGGCUAGCUUUUUAAAGGAGCAUGAAACCACUCUUGAGAAGAUCUCAAUCAAGCGUGGGUUUCUUCGAGUGGAAGAGCUGCACCCAGAUCAGGUGCAGGACAGGACUGCGCUCGAAGUCUUGAAAGAGAUGUCCGGAUUUCAGGGGUUGGAGGUGGAUGAUGUGUUUGAGGAUAGGUUCCAGAAGAGCAAGCGUGCUGCUG
Molecule: messenger RNA, 1432 nt
Organism: Pseudocercospora fijiensis CIRAD86
Lineage: Eukaryota; Fungi; Ascomycota; Dothideomycetes; Mycosphaerellales; Mycosphaerellaceae
Exons: 3
Molecular function (GO): protein binding
Source: RefSeq, a predicted model, not a curated record